Closterium sp. NIES-65 is the source of this 723-nucleotide messenger RNA. NCBI's taxonomy places the organism in Eukaryota, Viridiplantae, Streptophyta, Zygnematophyceae, Desmidiales, Closteriaceae. The record is from the annotation of a GenBank genome assembly.
AUGCCCGCGCGGCAUCCUCUCGCCACCCCGCGCGCACUCUUCUCGCCUCCCCGCGCGCGCUUUUCUUGCCUCCCCGCGCGGCCUCCUCUCACCAUCCCGCGCGUGCUCUUCUCGCCUCCCCUCGCGUGCUCCUCUCGCCUUCAUAGCGCGCGGAUCUCUUGCCUCCCCGCGCGGCCUCCUCUCACCUCGUCGCGCGUCCUCCUCUCGCCUGCCCCACGCGUGCUUCUCUCGCCUCCCCGCGCGUGCUACUCUCGCCUCCCCUCGCGUGCUCCUCGACCCCCCCCGCGCGCGCGGCUCUUGCCUCCCCGCGCAUCCUCCUCUCGCCUCACCUUGCGUGCUCCACUCGCCUCCCCGCGUGUGCUCCUCUCUCCUCAUCUUUCGGCGUGGCCGCACCACCGCGCGCGUGCGCCUCUCUCCAUGCCUUGCGUAAUCUAUCGCCUCCCCGCGCGUGCUCUUCUCUCCUCACGUUGCUUGCUUCUCUCGCCUUCCCAUGCGUGCUCCUCUCUCCUCACCCUGCGUGCUCCUCUCGCCUCCCCGCGCGUGCUCUUCUCUCCUCACCUUGCGUGCUCCUCUCGCCUCCCUGCGCGUGCUCCUCACCCUCUCCCCCUAUCCAUCCUGAAACGUCAUCGUGCCUCAUUGCGAAGGGGCCCCGACGUUUCCUCACUCGGGAAGCCCGUGCACACGCCCACGUUUCUCCUCCCUGCGCGCCCUCCUUUCUCGUAA